Messenger RNA from Thermochaetoides thermophila DSM 1495, 822 nucleotides. RefSeq lists its product as uncharacterized. The transcript is spliced from 3 exons. The record is from RefSeq and is a predicted model, not a curated record. The coding region runs from base 1 to 822 and encodes 273 amino acids. NCBI's taxonomy places the organism in Eukaryota, Fungi, Ascomycota, Sordariomycetes, Sordariales, Chaetomiaceae.
AUGGCAGCAAGUCCAGCGGCACGGAAGCGCUUAACGCGCGAGUAUAAGGCUAUUAUGGAAAACCCCCCACCCUACAUUCAGGCCCAUCCUUCAGAAAACAACAUCCUAGAAUGGCACUACAUCAUUACAGGACCCGAGAACACCCCGUACCACGGCGGCCAGUACUGGGGCACAUUAACCUUCCCACCCAAUUACCCCUUCGCGCCGCCGGCGAUCCGCAUGCACACGCCGUCGGGCCGCUUCCAGCCGUCUAGUCGACUAUGCCUGUCCAUCUCCGACUUUCACCCUCGCUCCUUCAACCCGGCCUGGGAGGUGUCCACCAUCCUAAUCGGCCUGCUCUCGUUCAUGACGUCCGAGGAGAUGACCACGGGGUCUGUGUCGGCCAGCGAGGCCGAGCGCAAGCAGCUGGCGUUCAAGUCGCGGUGGUGGAACUCGACCGGCGGCGGGUCGCAUAUCCGCGGCGAGCAUGGCGCCGCGGGGAAGAAUAAUAUUCGGGCUGGCGACGGCGGAGCUAAGUUCCGCCAGGAGUGGCCUGAGCUGGAUGAAGAGAAUUGGAAAUGGAUGCGCGAGAACAAGAUUGACCCCGCCACGGGGAACAAAGUUGUUGAGCCUAGUACGGCGCCUGCCCCGGCUACUCCGUGCGGUCCUCAGCUAGGGCUGCCCGCUGGGAGUGGCCAUCAGGCACAUGCUGUGGUUGAUGCAGUGAGGCAGCAGCGAGAUGCGGGGCAGAGCUGGAUCUUUCAGAAUAAGUUGUUCCUGGCGGGAGCGGCUAUCUUUAUCUACGUCUUGAUUGCCCGCCUGGUUGGGGAAGGUGUUGCUUGA